Molecule: messenger RNA, 1701 nt
Organism: Schistosoma turkestanicum
Lineage: Eukaryota; Metazoa; Platyhelminthes; Trematoda; Strigeidida; Schistosomatidae
Source: the annotation of a GenBank genome assembly
AUGAAAGUAUGGUUUAAUAAAUGUUAUGUUUUAUUCUGUUGUAAACAAUUUAUUGUUUUCCUCCCGUUUUUAGACUCUGAAGCAUCGUCUGAACAAUAUUUAAUCUAUAUUGAUCUGAUAAAUGGUCGUUGCAAGUAUAAAGCUGGAAAUACCAUUGUUGUCCGAGGCAUACGUGGUAUGUCAUCUGAGAUUUUACGUCGUCGUGCUUUACAGUAUGUUCGUGAAGUCAAGUAUAGUCUUGUUCAACUUGAUAAUGUAAAUGAGAAAAUGAAUGAUAUCAAAAACUGCUCUUCGCUAAAACCAUUGGAAGAAAUAAAACUCUCAGUGGAACAGUUAAAACGUCAUUUACAUGAAAUGUCUACACAUUUACAAGUUAAUAUUGAUGGAAUUGGACGAGUUGACGGUAUGUUGGAAUCACGAAUAAAGUAUCUGGAUAUUUUAUCAAAUGAACUUCAGAAUGAAUUAUUCAAGUUACAAAAUCCUCCAGAUUGUAAAAAAGCCAAAUUCAUUGUUGCAUGGUUCACGUUACCUUGUGGAUUUGGUUGUAAUGCACAUUAUUUGAUGCGUUGUUUUCAUAUGGCCUAUGCAACUGGACGUACAUUAAUCUUGAAUUCUGCAGUUAGUGAACCAUAUACACAAUGGUGGAUGAAAAAUUUCCUACCAUUAUCUCAGAAAUGCAAUAUAACUGACAUUCAGUCAAAUAACCAUUCUGAUUCUUUUGAUAAAAAAUCUCUUGAUACUUAUCAAUCGGUUGGGUGUCCAAACUUCGAUUCAAGUAAUCCUCCAUUCGAUUGGAUGCCUCCGGCUGUUCCCAGUCAUUUGAGCAAAGUACUUUCACAUUUACAUGGUGCCCCAUUUAUUUGGUUCAUUGGUCAAUUGGCUAAAUUUUUAAUGCGUCCGGCAUUUGAUCUAAGUGAAGCAUCUAAAAUACUCACUGAUCAAACUGAGAAUCCGAUUGUUGGUGUUCAUAUUCGACGUACGGAUAAACUAAUAUGGGAAGCACGUUUUCACAGUUUAGAAGAAUACAUCACUGAAGUUGAAAAUUAUUUCCAAUUCAUAGAUGCCGAACGUCAAAUGAUGUCUAGAACUGAAGAAUGGAAAAGCGACAUUAAAUCACCGAUUCAUCACAAUGUACAACAUCAAUUGAAACCAGUAAAACGACGUGUGUAUUUAGCUACUGAUGAACCUAGUUUAUUCGAUGAAGCCAGAUUGAAAUAUCCUAAUUAUACAUUUUAUGGUGAUCGUAGACGUGCUGAUUCAGCUGCUAUCUCCAACCGAUUAAAUAAUGAUUCUAUUAUCGGCAUAGUCACUGACAUAUUAUUGCUAUCAAAAACCAAUUUUCUAGUUUGUACUUUUACUUCUAAUGUUUGUCGAUUAGCUUACGAAUUGAUGCAAUCUAAUCAUUUAGAAUUCGGUGAUGCAAGUCAACAAUUUCGUUCAUUAGAUGAUGUGUAUCAUUUUGUUGGACAACAACUUGCACCAUAUGAGGUAGUAAUAUCAAAUAUUGAAACCGAUUUAUCUCGUGGUGAUUUAGUUCAAUUUCUUGGUAAUCAUUGGAAUGGUUAUGCAGACGUUGAAAAAUUGAAUACCGGUCGCAAAGUCAUGGCACCAGCAUUUAAAUUUACUUCAAGGUUGAUGAGUGCUCCUAUGAUCGGUGCACAUACAAAUCGAUCUGAAUUUGUUCUUGAUAAUAAUAAAUAA